This is a messenger RNA of Bipolaris maydis ATCC 48331, 621 nucleotides long. The record is from RefSeq and is a predicted model, not a curated record. Lineage: Eukaryota; Fungi; Ascomycota; Dothideomycetes; Pleosporales; Pleosporaceae.
GGCCUUACACUACAAUCUACGACAUCUAAAAAAUGACGGAAAAUGCGCCCCCGGGAAGCGCAAACAAUGGAAGCACAGACAAUUCGCGCGGCACGCCCUACUACGAGAGGCUGCGACGUGACCUCCGCGAGUCGCUGAACAAGAAGCGCUUGAUCGAUAACAAUCUGCUACAACUCGAAGAUAACAUUCUACGAGUCGAAACCCAGUACCUAGAAGAGACGAGCGCCGGCAACAUCAUAAAAGGCUUCGACAAUUACAUCAAGGGCGCAGCGACUACGACGACCACGGGCGGGGCAGGAACUGCGACGAGGCGAAAAGCCCCAAUCAAUGAUGCGGACAGGAUAUUCAGCCGGAGUUCGACCAGCUUCUUGAGGGUAUGCGAAGGAAAAGACCAGACCUUUUCGCAGCGUAGAUUAUAGAGGGACACAACGUAUGCUGACGCUGCCAUGCAGGAAUCGUCGACACCAGGUUCAGCAACCCCAUCGCACGCUCCUGCGCCGACCUCAUCCUUCCCUACGCGCGAGUCGAGCCAACCCACGAACGGUGCGAAGCCAGGAGAUAACAAGAAGAAGAAGGCAGCCGAAGACGACGAUGAACACAACAACAAGACCAAGCGACAAA